Messenger RNA from Drosophila suzukii, 3458 nucleotides. RefSeq lists its product as uncharacterized. The record is from RefSeq and is a predicted model, not a curated record. Lineage: Eukaryota; Metazoa; Arthropoda; Insecta; Diptera; Drosophilidae.
UUCCUUCAGUUCUGUUUCAGUUUCGAGUCCGUGCAGUCGUGUUGGCCGGAGUGAAAAGCGUCGAGGAAAACUUGCAAAACAAAAAAAAAACAACAGAACAGAGCAGAGAAAAUAGAAAUACAAAUAGAAAUAGAAAUAGAGAAAAGUAAAUAAGCAAACAAGUGCAGUUUCGCUGGGAGAGUGUUGAGGAAAAGGGAGAUUAAUCCCCCGGAUCUAGCAUAGAUAUACCUAGAUACCUACAUUUUGGUGGUCCCAACACAAAAAGCACGGAGUGCUGAAAAAGCUGAGCAGCCCCCCCUUGAAGUAGCCACAAUCAUGUCGACGUUGCCCUUCCUGCUGAGCGUCGCCGACGAGCUGGACAACAUACACUCGCAGUCCUACAUGGACGACUUUGGCCUGGGCUUCCAUCCGCACCGGCAGUACUAUCGCACUCCAACCAUCCAGCUGUCCCUGCCCGCCAGCACCGACUGGACGGGAUCGAGGGAUUGGACGGGCCAUGCGGCAGUGGGCAACCGGCAUAGUCGCUAUCGCAGCUACAAGUUCUACGAUGACUCACAAAACAAUCUGGAGGAGGAGGAGCAGCCGGUAGAGGAGCCAAUGCAGCAGUUGCCCAUGGAGCAGGUGGAGUUGCCGCAGCAGCUGGUCCAGCAGGACAACCAGACGAUAUCGCAGGGCCAGCAGACAUCGAGUGGAACUGCCACAUCCGCUCCAGCUCGCCAGGGUCUGGGCAUGGUCACCUCACAUUCCCACGAUGUGGGUGUGGGUGGAAUGGGAUUGAAUCUAAAAGCUGGCGAGGAGGAGGAUGAUGAGAACAUCGAUCGCACCGUGCGCAUGUAUAAUUUGUCCAAGAAGUGCUGCAAGAACUACUAUCGCCAUGCCCUGGAGACCGGACCUGGUGCCAGUGGCAAGAUGAAGUGCAGCAACCUGCGCUCCGAGAGCCACAAGUCCAGCUCCAGCUCGGAGGAGAGCCUCCAGAAGAUACCCUCGCCCAUAGAGUUCCUCACCUGCUUCCUGGUGAAGAAGUCGCGCACCCCCAAGGCCAGUGUGCCCGUGGGCCAGCCUCUGAAGAAGACAUAGAACUCGGCCCGGCUGCUGCCAGCAGCUAUGUCCGCCAGGACCAGCACCACCAUCAGCUCCACGGCCACCACCAGCGGAGCCGUGACCAAUGCGUCCACGGACACGGACACGACCACGUCGAAGCGGCGGAGCAACUGCUUCUGAAUGUUGGCCGGAGUCGGAGUCGUCUGUGGCCAGGCCUGGAGUUGGCUCCAGCGGUGCGGGGAGCUGCCCAGCUCGGAGCCCGCCUCCUUGCCAGCGACGCGCCUGGGCAGGAUCACCUACUAGGCGUCCGACUCCGAUUCGCUGUCAGGGGUGCAUGUUUGGUAUAUGUAUAUGAUUUGGCACUGGGAUAACCUCUGGCUUAAAUGUUGAAGUUAAUGGAUUUUAUCGAAAAGAUUUUGAAAGGUUAGCGAUUUCGAUUUGCACUGAAACGGGGCUUUCCAUUCGCAAUUCUUACAUUUUGUAUUCAACCUUGAACCCAAAAAUUGCAUUUAACGCGAACAUAUAGGUAUGUAAAUUAAAUAAUUUAGAAUGCGUUUUUGUGUAAUAUCUAACCAUGCUUUCAUUAUUUGGUUCCAAGAAUAUUUCCAACAAAUACCACAAAAUCUCCGAGCUAUCUGUUUGUCAAAUUCGAUUCCAUUGAAAACCCCGUGUAAGCGAUUUAUCAGUGCAAACAUUCCCUAACCACAAUUUGCAAGCAACUACAGGCCAAAGCAAAUCGAAGCUUAUAACAACAAAUAAUAUUACCAAGAACUAUACAUACAGGUAUAGGAAAUUUAAAGUAUGACAUAUAAAUAAAAAUAAACUAUUCAACCAACACCGAAAAAACUUUUUUGCAAACCAAAUACACAAAAUUUUUAAAGCCAGAUUUAUACCAAAAUAAGAAGAUACCAAGAAUUUGUUAAGCAAACAUUUUUUAUACAAUUUUUUGAUACCAAGGAAAAGAUAUAACUUAUAUAUGGAUAUUAUAUUAAUAAUGGGAAGUUUAAUUAAAUCAAGGAAAGGAAAUUCAAGCUGAGCCAAUAUCUUUGGGUAAUACUUAUGGUUCCAUUUUAGUUUUUGGUACUGUUAAACAAAAGAGGUAUAAUACUUUCAGGGAAACUUUUAUAAACACCUAUUGCCAUUUUAAUUUUUUUUUUCUAAUGAAAAUUUUUCUAUUUUUGUUAUCUACCUUCAGGUAUUGGUUGAGUUUGGAACUCCUCACAAUUUUAUAAAAGCUGUUAGCUGUUUUAAGCCAAAUAAAUUGCGGGCUAAUUCAAUAGGUCUUCUGGCACACACACACACAAAACACAAAUAAUACCCCAAUAGCAAUGUUUCAUUUUCACACAAAGACAGGAAAGUUUAGUUUUUUCCUAUUUCUCCCAGCUAACUGAAAAAUGUUGGCGGAAAAAGGAAAAUUUUAGUAAAGCUGGGGGAACUUUUGCACAAUGUGGGCAAGUGUUUGGGCCAAAAGGGUGGUGGGUGGUCUGGUGGGGGAUAGUGGGCCCUAUGAAAAGUGAAACAUGUUUUCAAUUUCCUUUUUUCGGGGGACUGUAAACAAGUCAAUAGCGAACUACGGCUAAGGACAAACACACAGAAGACCUUGGUCCCAAUUUCAAAUUAGUAGAAAAGCAAAACAGAAAAAAAAGGAAACGCAAAGAAAGAUUUUGUAGCAGAAUUGUAAACGGAAAACUUUGGCGAGGCUUGCGUCUAGUUAAAUGCUGGAAUACAGAUAUAACAGAAUAAAUAUAUAUAUUUAUAGUUUUGUAGUCAGAUAUUCUCUUGCGUGUUCUAAAUGUAUUCUAAAUGUUGAACAAGAAAAUAUUUCAAAUGUAUUUACAACUAAUCAAGAAGAACAUUUUAUAUAUAUGUAUAUGUAUACUAUAUGUGUAGUCACACUGUUUGCACUUUUCAGAGUUUAGAAACAAGGCAUAAAGUAAAAAUACCAAAAAUAUAUCUAUAUAAUAUAGUAUAUAUAUCACAACACUCAUAGCUUUACCGCAACAAAAACGAAAUAAAUUCAAAACUCAGCAUCAUAUCUUUCGGAUAAAUGUAAUAUCUAAGAGCUCCCAACAGAUACCAUAAAUAUGCCACAAAGAAAAUGUUAAUGAAAAUUACCUAGCUGUAGUUUGGACUAACGAUUUUUGCCAGUAGCUCUUGCAAAACUUUUAUCUAGAUGGAAAAGCAUUUUAACAUUGGCCAACUCGGUCGUCACUCAUCUAACCGAUAUACUCGAAAUCAAAGUAAUUUAGACGUUCCUCAAAACUUGAUCACUUGCAUGGCAAAAGAAAACCUCUCGUAACUACAUACUUUAUCAACGAAGAACACACUCAACGCAUAUCAUUCCAAUACAAUAGAUUUCAGCUAAAUCGUAUUCAACUUGAGAUUCAAUAAAUAAAUAUGCGAAAAUAUAUAUGAAA